AUGCUGAUAAUCGCUGAGAAGAACCAGACAACGCGACUGAGCUCGGAUUUUGCACAUGGUUCACAAAGCUUCCCAGUGCAAGAAGUGUAUAGGACGAAUUCGGUGAUCAAACCGUUGGGCAAAAAGACAGCACCACUUCCUUCUGUAACAUUAUCGAUCACUCUUGCUAAAGAAUUCCUUCGAGAUGCUCUUACUGUGAAGCAGUUGAGAGUAGAGAUUUGGGUGCCAGAAGGUAGCAAGAAGAGCGCCUCGAAGUUUAUCCUAUCUAAACAGGAAGUAGAAGAUUUGAUAUUUGCAAAUACCGACAUUACAUCUGCCCCAAUCGUGUUAGCCAUACGGGUCUCCAAGCUUGACAACGUCAAAACAAUUGGAACAGCAUUCGCGGACACAUCGAUCCGUAAACUGGGUAUAUCCCAAUUCGCUGAGACUGAAUUAUUCUCUAAUAUUGAGGUGGGUAAUGAAGGAAAGAAUGAAGACUAUGAUUUAUCUAAAUUACGCCAAGUGCUUGAGCGAUGUAAUGUUAUCGUAACGGAGAGGAAGCCAGGCGAGUCCACAAUAUACCCCUUGUAUUUCUCGUUAAACAUUGAUCUCCUAGCUGAAUUUUCAACAAAAGACGUGGAACAAGAUGUUACGCGAUUGCUCAGCGGUGAACAGCCUUUGGUGGGAUUAGCGGCCUUUGAUCUUAGAGUUGCCAUGUCCGCGACAGCUGGUCUUAUACGAUACUUGGACCUAAUGCGGGAUCCGUCCAACUUCGGUCACUACAGCUUGGACCAGCAUGACCUCGGUCAAUUCAUGCGAUUGGAUGCAUCCGCCGUACAGGCUUUAUCUCUCCUUCCGGGACCACGAGAUGCCGGAAAUAAAAACACGAGUUUAAUUGGCCUUUUGAAUAAAUGCAAGACAGCCCAGGGAGGUCGCCUCAUUGCACAGUGGUUGAAACAACCCUUAGUUAAUUUGCAUGAAAUCAGUGAGUACACGGUUGGAACCUUUAAAACUUCUCUAAUGGAUUCCGGGGAAGAGAAACGGCAGACUCUCGUUGAGCUAUUUGUUGACGAUAGUAGCUCUCGAAGAGGGUUACAAGACGAAUUCUUGCGAUAUAUGCCAGAUAUGCACAGAAUAUGCAAAAGGUUCCAUAAAAAGGCCGCUAGUCUAGAAGAUGUCAUACGAAUUCCUGAUCUGAUCGAGCAACUCGAAUCGCUCCAGACAGAUUCAUUAGGGCAGUCGGCUAUGAUUAAGGAACAUUAUAUAGAGCCUUUCCGGCGCUUUGACGAGAAUAUCUCAAAGUUCAAGGAGAUGGUAGAGCAAACAAUAGACCUCGAUCAACUCAAAAAUCAUCAGUGGAUCAAAGGCAGAUACGUCAUCAAGCCAGAAUACGACGAGUCGCUUCAAGUACUGGCAGAUAAACUUUCAGAGAUUGUGGAUGGACUUGAUGCAGAACAUCGAGAGGUUGCACGAGAUCUCGGCUUGGAGCUGGACAAAAAGCUACACCUUGAGAAUAACCCUACUCAUGGAUACUGUUUUAGGAUCUCUAAAAUU
Messenger RNA from Acaulospora colombiana, 1533 nucleotides. The record is from the annotation of a GenBank genome assembly. Lineage: Eukaryota; Fungi; Glomeromycota; Glomeromycetes; Diversisporales; Acaulosporaceae.